AUUUUAGUAUACCAUCAAUUAUUCGAUGGACGAAAUUACACUACGGAAAUUUAAUUACUCUCAGAGAAUUCGUACAUAUCGUUAAAUUAAUUAAUAAGAUUUGGAAUAAUGCAUCCUGCCUCAGAAGAUACACAAUCCGGGCAGGCCACCUGUGUAGUGCAAACACGAGAGGGGCCUAUACGCGGUUAUAUUGACAGAAAUGAUGAGGGAACUUACUACAAAUUCAAAAGCAUACCUUUUGCCAAGCCUCCUAUUGGCCCCUUACGAUUUAUGCCACCUCAACCUAUUGCUCCAUGGGCUGAAGAACUAGACUGCACCACGAAUUCGCCUACGCCUGUAUGUGUUGGCCGCGAACGAAAGAUGAUUGGCACAGAGGACUGUCUAUAUCUCGAGGUCAUCAGUCCCAACAUCAAACCUAACAAGCCCAUGCCCGUCAUGUUUUUUAUGCCCAGUUAUGGGUUUGGAUUUCGUCUAGAAGAGAUUUAUGAUGCAUCUUUAAUAACCAAUCAUGAUGUUGUCUAUGUGAUUUGCAAUGGAAGGUUGGGGCCAUUUGGCUUCUUGUCUAUUAAUGACAUAUCUGCACCAGGUAACAAUGGACUGAAAGACUUAGUAUUAGGUCUGAAAUGGGUUCAGAGAAAUAUACAUACCUUUGGAGGAGAUCCAAAGAACGUCACUAUAUUUGGUUCAAGUUCAGGUGGCUCUAUGGUGCAUUUCAUGAUGCUUUCCCCAAUGGCUACUGGGCUAUUCCACAAAGCGAUUAUUCAAAGUGCCACAGCAUUAAAUAAUUGGUCUAUAGAUAAGAACCCAACCGCAGUAGUAACAGAACUGGCCAUGAAGUUGGGCAUACAAACAAGCUAUAUGGUUACAGUCAUAGAGAAAAUAAAAAAAUGCUCAAAAGAUGAAAUUACAUCUGCCUGGAUGGACAUGGUCCAAGAAGGUAUUGCGCGAUUUGAAGGUAAUUUUGUGGAUUCAGUCUUUAAGCCCUGCAUUGAACAAGAGUUUGAGGGCCAACCCACGUUUCUUACAAGAAGCCCAAUAUUAAUUGUUAAAUCUGGUAAUUUCAAUAAAGUGCCAUUUAUAAUUGGAAGCAAUAAUAAAGAAGGCGAGUUUGUGCGCUUUAUUGGUGUCAAUUAUUAUGACUACAAAAAGAUAAAUGAAAAUGUAAGACAUAUGGUUCCAAAACCAAUAGCAGUAGAAGAUAAUUUAGACCAAGUAAUAGGGCAAAAGAUUUUGAAGUUUUAUUCAGGUGGUGAUGAUUUUAUGAAUGAGGAUAGUAAAGACCAAUAUAUACAACUUAUUAGCGACUUCUUUUUUAUAUACCAUGUAACCAAAACUGUCCAACUGCACAAAACCUUUGCACCAGAAUGUCCAAUAUACUACUAUAUCUUAACCCAUGCCGGGGAAUGGAGAUUGCCAGAGGAUUUGGAAUUAUUUAAUUGUGUUGGACAUCAUGCAGAGAUACCUUAUAUAUUCCGUAUUGCAAUCCCGGGAUCGCCACCUUGCAGGGGCAGUCGCGACUCUGUUACCACUAGAAGCAGAGUUGUCAAAAUGUGGACCAACUUUGCCAAAUAUGGAAACCCAACACCCGAUGAAAACGAUCCGCUUCUACAGAUUAAAUGGGACCCAGUAGAUAACGCCAAUAAGUUGAAUUAUUUAAAUAUCGGAUCUGAACUCACCAAAGGAAGGAAUCCGUUCAGGGACAGAAUGGCGUUCUGGGACGAUCUGCUCCACCAGCAUAAGUUCCUGAAAAUACUGAGUUUCUUCCAGGAUUUCGGAAUGGCUUGCUGAUAUGAAUAUACAGUAAAACCCU
This is a messenger RNA of Cydia amplana, 1810 nucleotides long. Its product is annotated as esterase FE4-like. The record is from RefSeq and is a predicted model, not a curated record. The transcript is spliced from 4 exons. NCBI's taxonomy places the organism in Eukaryota, Metazoa, Arthropoda, Insecta, Lepidoptera, Tortricidae. Bases 109 to 1788 code for a protein of 559 amino acids.